GGCUUGGGUGCUAUAAAGCCAGUGGGGACCCAGCCAUCCUCAGGCCUGCGGGACCAGCUGCAUUGUGAGGUCAUCAGCAAGCAGGUUAUUGUCUCUCACCAUGGCCCUGUGGACACGCUUCCUGCCCCUGCUGGCCCUGCUGGCCCUCUGGGGGCCUGAGCCAGCCCCGGCCUUCGUGAAUCAGCACCUGUGUGGCUCCCACCUGGUGGAGGCGCUGUACCUGGUGUGUGGGGAGCGAGGCUUCUUCUAUACACCUAAGACCCGCCGGGAGGUGGAGGAUUCUCAGGUGGGGCAGGUGGAGCUGGGCGGGGGCCCUGGAGCAGGCAGCCUGCAGCCCUUGGCGCUGGAGGUGCCCCCGCAGAAGCGCGGCAUCGUGGAGCAGUGCUGCACCAGCAUCUGCUCCCUCUACCAGCUGGAGAACUACUGCAACUAGACCUGGGCCGCCCGUGCCACCGGGGCCGGAGUGCUGCUUCCUGCUUCCCGCCCACCAAGAGUUCAAAUAAACCCCCAAAUGAGCCCUA
Molecule: messenger RNA, 521 nt
Organism: Tupaia belangeri chinensis (Chinese tree shrew)
Lineage: Eukaryota; Metazoa; Chordata; Mammalia; Scandentia; Tupaiidae
Gene: INS
Product: insulin
Exons: 3
Coding region: 101-433 (110 amino acids)
Biological process (GO): positive regulation of protein secretion; glucose homeostasis
Cellular component (GO): extracellular region
Molecular function (GO): insulin receptor binding; hormone activity
Source: RefSeq, a predicted model, not a curated record